UAGUUUGGUAUUGCAUGUAAACAUUGAAACAUGUGUUUCUGAAGCAAGGAAUGAAAAUUGGCUUUUUAAAUUAAUUUUUACCCUUUUAAAUUGAGUGCUGCUGUUCAAAAACGUGGAGUUAGAGAUAUUUUCCUUAAGGUGUUAGGUGCUGAGCCGUUGAAUGAUUGGAGGCAGUGAAGUGUUCCCGAGAGGUGCCAACAUGUCCGUGCCGGAGGUCAGAGGUCAGUUUGAUGAUGUGGACGCCAGCGACAGCGAAGGCUCCCUGGAUGAGGGCCGGAUGUCACCGGGGAGACGACAUUGAGAAUUACGAAGAGGAUUUUGACGACGAUGAUGAAGACUAUGACGCUGAUCCUAAAAAUUACAGUAACUUUUCAAAAGAUUUUGCCGGGAGUACAAAAGAGAAAAGAGGCGUGACAAGUCGCAGCGAGCCACCGUGGAGCAGGUCCUGGACCCGAGGACUCGCAUGAUUCUGUACCGCAUGCUGAGCAAAGGCCUGCUGGCGGAGGUGAAUGGGGCCAUCAGCACGGGGAAAGAGGCCAACGUAUACCACGCCACGGCCAGGGACGGCACAGACCGGGCCAUCAAGAUCUACAAGACGUCCAUCUUGAUCUUCAAAGACAGAGACAGAUAUGUGUCUGGAGAAUUUAGGUGUUCAAGCGAGCGUUCAUCCCACGCACCUUGGAGGAAGUUGUGGACAUCGAGAGAGAUGUGCGGAGGUCGCAGACACAGGAAGGGGGGCAGGUUCUGUACCACACAGUGACCGGCCUCCGACCAGACUUGAGCGGACCGAGCCAGGUGCCGGACUUGAUAGAGAAACUGGCGGCCGUGGUGGGGGCGGAGGACGAGGAGGGGGGCGAGAUGGACGAGGGUGGUGAGGGGGGCGGGCUGCGACUCCCCACGCUGGAGGACAACGGCGACGACUCGGAGGACGAGGACAAAGACUCAGCGCUCGGAGACGCAGGAAGUGAGCAGGAGGGCGAGGGGAGCGACUCAGAGGACGACGAGGACAAGAAGAAAGGACAUCCGACCAGGGAGAGGAAUGAAACCACCGAAGAAAAAAAGGAAAGAAAGAAGCAAGUGAAAGACUCACAGAAAGAGAAAAGACAGACAAAAAUUCCCAAACACGUGAAAAAACGACAGGUGAAAGUGGGGAGUAGCAGAAAGAAAUAAUUUGCUGGUGGACGUGUAAUUAAAGUAAUUUAUGACUCGGUCAAUGUUCUGAUGUAAUCCAUGCCGCUGAAAUAAACGAAGAAAGAAA
Molecule: messenger RNA, 1258 nt
Organism: Aplysia californica (California sea hare)
Lineage: Eukaryota; Metazoa; Mollusca; Gastropoda; Aplysiida; Aplysiidae
Product: serine/threonine-protein kinase RIO1
Biological process (GO): maturation of SSU-rRNA
Cellular component (GO): cytosol; preribosome, small subunit precursor
Molecular function (GO): ATP binding; protein serine/threonine kinase activity
Source: RefSeq, a predicted model, not a curated record